AUGAUGUCGCUGUUGUUGUUACUAUAUGGUACUUUUGUAAAAUCCCCACAUGGAUACGAUAAUCAUUACAAUUAGUGUAAACUGCAGGAAGGAGGGAGCAAUUGCUAUUCUGGGCAGUUUCUUAUUAGCUGCAUUCUGUUGAAAAUCUUGUUUUCCUUCCUGAAAAUGUGUGUUUGCUUUAAAGCAGGCCCCAGAAGACGUCCCUCCCUCUCAGACGCUCUUUUUUUUUUUUUUUUAACAUUCUUUCUGUUUUUAAAUUUGAACUGUAGAUUUGUUGCAAUCUCCCAAAUGCACACACACACACACACACACACACACACACACAAAUAUAUAUUAUAUCUGCUUGAGUAGAAACACAGUUAUUUCUCCCUCAGUUGAAGCUGCUUGCCUUUUUCUUGCUCUCUCUUUUUUUUUUUUUACAGCCUGAUUUUGUACAGCACAGCUCAUUUUAUGAUCCUCGGCACUACACUGCAUAUUUUUUUUCACAGUCCGCUCUCUUUAAUUUCAAAGCCUGGGAACCGCUUGAGAGCCUUCCUUUCACACAGCUCUGCAGGGAUGUAAGUAGGGCAAAGCGAGACCAAUAUAGUUUUCCCCUCUCUUCCUUGAACCGCAUUCACAAGCCUGUCACUACCAGAGAAGAAGCAAUAAAGGUCACAGACUUUGUCUGGAGUGUAACCUGUGCAAUAUGCUGCAGGAGCAGCAGCAGCAGCAGCAGCAGACGGCUCUCCUGCGUGGAAAAAUAAUGGGGAAGGAAUGAGGAGGAAAACAAAAGCAAAACGAGUUCUCGACCCUGGAAAUGAAGAAAAACAACAAGAAAACGAAGAGGAAGAAGGAGGAGAAGGAGAAGAAACAGAGCACGGGCUGCAGCUGAAGAGAAGAAAACAAAUGCAGGCUGCCAGGGAGAGAGCAGACGGAAAUUCAUCACUAGCAGCCAGCCUCCACAAGCCCAGAAUGGAGGGAUUUGAUUUAGAAGCUAAUAAUCUGGACAACACAUCUGAUUGCGACUCCACUAGAGAGGAAUCUGAUUAUUUGCAGUCAAGGCCUAAAUCGGAGCUAAUCGCAAUGGUUCUGUGCAUGCAAAGGGAAAUGGAGGGUUUGAGAGAACAAAUACGCUGCCUCACAGCUUGCGGGAAGCUAGCCCGGAACAUCGAGGCUCUGAUUGAGAAAACUCAAACCUGGGUGAGUGGAGACGACAGCAAGCCUGCUGCCCUCGACGUGCAGGACGUUCAGACGGGUGGUCAGCAGGCAGUCAUUCCAGCUGUGAUGCCAGCCGCUGCAGUGGUCAACAGGCAGUGGGUUGAACAGACCUCCCAGGGAGAGGGGAUUCUGAUAGAGUCGGAGCAGGAGCCACAGAGGAAAGGACUGUACGUUCUCCCUGAGUAUAUAACGCAGGAUCUUCUAGACCACUGCAACACCACUGCGACGGCUCAGAAGCUGACCAACGACCUCCUGCGAGGGCUGUACGAGAGGGAGUGCCUGGCGUCCCACUCCAUCUCCGGAAUCGUUUACAACAAAAAGGGACGCCCCAAGCCAGCCCUCCCGGCAGACGAAGUCCAGGCUGUAUUAAGAACGGUGCAGCAUUUUUUCCCUGGAAAGACCGAUGCCGAGAUUAAAGGCUACAUCAGGCAAAAACUGCAAAACGAAGCCAAGAGGCUGAGAAGAAAACCACAGCCUCCCGAAAUCAAGGACAGCUGAACACCUCUGUCAAGGAAGGAAGGAAGGAAGGGAGGGAGAGAACCCUUUCUGCAGAGACUGUGUCUUGAUAUCAGCCUGGCACACCACAGAAUAGAUUUGUUCUGCACAUAAAAUAGUAAAGCAAAGGGAAUAUCUAGU
Messenger RNA from Polyodon spathula (Mississippi paddlefish), 1833 nucleotides. RefSeq lists its product as uncharacterized. NCBI's taxonomy places the organism in Eukaryota, Metazoa, Chordata, Actinopteri, Acipenseriformes, Polyodontidae. The transcript is spliced from 7 exons. Gene Ontology annotation, cellular component: nucleus. Bases 754 to 1695 code for a protein of 313 amino acids. The record is from RefSeq and is a predicted model, not a curated record. Gene Ontology annotation, molecular function: DNA binding; transcription corepressor activity. Gene Ontology annotation, biological process: negative regulation of Notch signaling pathway; positive regulation of neuron differentiation.